Messenger RNA from Durusdinium trenchii, 1437 nucleotides. NCBI's taxonomy places the organism in Eukaryota, Dinophyceae, Suessiales, Symbiodiniaceae. The record is from the annotation of a GenBank genome assembly.
AAACAUUUUGCGGCGGAGUAUUUAUUCAGUUUCCUUCCGCCAUGCAGCCUUUCUUGUCAUUAUUGCUGGCUCUUCAUGUUUCGUUGUCCACAGGCAACAGCUUUCAGAAGUGGACGGAUGCCCAUGGCAAAGUCUAUCAAUCAGAGGAGGAGAGGCAUUCCCGCUCAUUGAUUUAUGCAAAGAAUCAGUUGUUGGUGGAGAAACUGUCCGUUGCAGACCCUGAUGUGGUUUAUGAUAUCUCUGGCCCUUUUGCUGACUUGGAGACUUCCGAGUUCACUUCGAAGUUGAUGUCCAAACGCACGGUUCCACAGAUCUUGGAGGAGCUUCGUGAACACUCAGAUCAGCAGAGCUUGCCAGACUCCUUCGACUGGGAGCCGAAAGGCCUUGUCGCGCCAGUGAGAAAUCAAAAAGCCUUGGGAUCAUGCUGGGCUGUGUCAACAGCAGAGACAGUUGAAGGACAGCUGGCCAAGGCAACAGGCAAGCUGGUCCCGCUGUCACCAGAGCAACUGAUCGAAUGCGAUGCAAGUUCAGACAGCACCUGUGCAGGUGGUAAAGGCUGUGCCGAUUGUGGGAUGUUUGGUGGAUGGCCAUACCUGGCAUAUCAAUUUCUCCAAAAGGCUGGUGGUAUGUUCAGCGAAGCAGAUUGGCCUUACUUCAAGGAAGGCAUGUUUCCUUGCAUGCCGAAAGGUUAUAGCAAGGCCCUCUGCGGAAACCAUGAUGAUCUUUACUGCCGAGCAAACUCGACCAAAGGCCAAGGGCCUAAGGAUCUUUGUCAUGCAACCAGCGGCUUCACAACACCGGUUUCUGGCUGGCGCUCCUUAAGCCGCAAUGAGGAAGAACUGGCAGCACAACUCAUCCAGUUUGGACCGGCGUCCGUUCUGAUCGUGGCAGAUGGUUUGCAGUUCUAUCACUCUGGUGUUUUUACAGGUGGUCUCCUUGGCUGUCAGCCUGACCCCUCGGAGGGCAUCCUUGGCUUAGACCAUGCAGUGCUGAUGGUGGGCUUUGGCAAGGAUCACGCCCUUUUUGGCCACAUCAAGCCUUAUUGGAGGCUGAAGAACUCCUGGGGCACUUCUUGGGGUGAGCAGGGCUACUUCCGCCUGGAGCGUGGCACUGGCCGUUGUGGGGUGAAUCUGGCGGCCACCGUGGCGCGAGUGGAGACUUCUGUGGUCGUAGUCUGAGGAUUUGGGUUCAUGUGGAGGAUGAAGCGGAGUUCCCUGCAGUGAGGAAUUCAAACCUGUACAUAGCGUGGCCAAAUAAGUGUCACUUGUGCAAUGCCGCAGGGGAGCAGCAGGGUCAUGGGUGCCGACAUAGAUGAUACGGGGCUGGGUAUGGCUAGGUGCAGAUUUUGCAGGUGUUCGGCAUGUACAACUCCAUUCUGACUGGCGAAGGGUUCAGUGAUGCAUUCUACUCCUUUCUCUGAGUUGGAAGAGAAUUAGA